AUGCCGGUGGUGUACACUAUACAGGAAUCUCAAUGGAAUCGUUGGUUCUGGCUGGCUCUUUUUGCUCUACUCCUGGGUCCUUUUGCCCAGGCAGCCAAGAUCUUGGUACUGUUUCCCCAUGCCAACGAGGGUCACUUUGCGGUAAUGCGAACUCUGGUCACGGAAUUGGCCAACCGAGAGCAUACAAUUGAAGUCUAUACUGCUCAUGGUUUGGGCGAAUCCCUGGAUAAUGUAACGGAAACGGUGACAGCGGAAUAUCCCUUUUGGAGCGAGUUGCAAAAAGAGGCGGCGCCCAAGGGAAAUCUCGCUGAUUUGGGUCGUCUGCCCAUUGAAAAUCUUCGCCAGUCGUUGGCCAUCGUGGGAGCCCGUGCCCUGGAUCACUUUCUCGCCCAAGAUCCUGUCCAGAAACUGCUGAGGAUGACCUACCUUGAAUUCGAUUUCGAUGUGAUCCUAGUGGACUACUUCUACACGGAGGCUCUGCUGGCACUGGGUGCACUUCAUCAGAGGCCCGUUGUGGGGAUCGUAUCCACAGAUUUUGGCAACUACAUGGAUGCUGUGCAGGAGGCUCUGGUUCCCGCCGCCUGUUCACCCAUUGAUUUUGAGCGGGAUUCGCUUCAGUUAAGCUUCUCCGAGAGACUUGGAAAUAUCAGGGAGUGCAUUGGCCGCCGGAAGCGGUUCAUCAAGGAUCACUACGGCGGUCAGGAGCAACUAGUAACCAAGUACUUUAAGCAGCAGCACUCGAUUCCCGAACUGCAGGCCAGCCAUCUAUCUGUACUCCUUUUAAAUAGCCAUGUGCCCUUGAUGACUCCCAAAGUGAGUAUCCAGCAGAUCGUUCCCGCUGGUGGAUUGCACAUCCGGGGUCCCAAGGAGCUGCCGUGGAAUGUGAAGCGCUUCCUGGUCGAGUCGCGUCCCGGGGCUAUCUACGUGCAGCUGGGAAAUGAGCAGCCAUGUGGCCAGCUGCCCAAGGAAAAGCUGGACACCCUGAUUGCCUUCUUCUCCUCCCGAAAGGAGGGGAUCAUUUGGACCUGUCACGAUGUCCAGAAGUUGGAGGGUUUGCCCAAGAAUGUGAUGAUCCAGCAUGCAGUGCCACAAAUCGAUAUUCUCGCUCAUCCCAGGGUCAAGGUCUUCCUGACCAAUGGAGACCUACUGAACCUGCAGGAAGGGAUUGUGCGGAAUGUGCCCAUCCUGGGAUUGCCCCUCUUCCAGCACGAAAGACGGAACAUGGAGCUGGCCGUGCGAUUGGGAGUGGGUCUGCCGCUGGAGGAGGGCAAUGUGACGGCAAUCUCCCUUAACUGGGCAGUGGACAGGCUGCUCCGGGAGUCCCACUUCCAGCUGACCAUUCGCGAUGUGUCGCUGGAGUACAGGGAUCGUCCCCUCGGCGCUCUGGCCAGCGCUCUCUUCUGGGUGAACUACGUGGCCCGGCACAAGGGAGGAGCGGCUUUGAAGACCCGUGGAAUUGGAAUCUCCUCCUGCCACUUGCACCUCUUUGACCUCUUUGUGUUCUAUGCUGGAAUCGCUACUUUAGUGGUGACCUUCUUGGCGGCCCUGAUCUACGGAGGUGUUUAUUUUUGGAAUAAGAAGAACGAUUCCAAGGCGACCAAAGUAAAUUAAGUUUCAUGUAUGAAAAUAAAGUGCAUCUUGUGCAG
Messenger RNA from Drosophila takahashii, 1646 nucleotides. The record is from RefSeq and is a predicted model, not a curated record. Lineage: Eukaryota; Metazoa; Arthropoda; Insecta; Diptera; Drosophilidae.